UGUUGUUGAGAGUAUAGAUAGUGCCUUAUAUAAUUAACCCAGUUCGUUAGCGUUUUGUGCUGUUCGCAUUAGUAAGUAGUGAUCCUUCCUGUAUAACCAAUGGCAUGUGUGAGGAUGUGAACAUGUGUGUGAAAUCUCGCGUGUGUUGUGAGAACAAGCGAAGAUCAAUAUAAUCAGAGAAUCAUGACGACUGACACAGAACUCAAAUAUGGGGUCGAAGUGUCGGAACAAGAAACGUUACCAAUGCAGCAAAAUGGUGACUGUACAGACGACACCAAAGUACCAGAGGUGAAACCUACGUCAUUUUGUGUUGAAAUUCGACAUAACAAGGUCACGAGGCUGCAGGUCAUAAGAAGUAUGUGUGUGUCUUCAGCGUACGUCAUCAUGGUCAGUAUCACUGUGUCUUCAGCGUACGUCAUCAUGGUCAGUAUCAGGGGUAUGGCUUAAGAUGUCGUUAAUUUGUCAUGAUCAGUGCCAUAUCUCACUUUCGUACGCAUUUUACCAUCGGCACCCCUCAAAUUUGGGCCUUUCUGCGACUAAUCAGUGAGAAGGUUAAUAUUUAGCAGAAAGAUACUUAAGGUCACCUGCAUAUGGUAUGCUAAUUAAAACAUCAGAUUUUUUCUGGGCCAAUAGAAAUUUCAGGGGUCAUAGGUCACAGGAUGUAAAACACAAGUGUCAGUUUGUUCGGGCUCAAUAUCAGAUGAUAUUUCUUAUGUUAAAUGUUACAUAGGUGUCAGGUUUAGGAACACAAUCUGAAAAAAAUGUAAAACAAAACAAAACCUGAAAAAGUAGGUCACAAUGACCUAAUUUUACGUCUUGUCAAUUUUGAUGGCAAAAACUUAAGAAAAAUGACCAAGAUCAUAAAACACCUAAUAAUAACUUCAACAGUAAUCCUGCCCCGCAUUGGAAUCAAAAUUUAUAUUUGGCAAGUUGCUGACCAUUCAGAGUCCUGGUACAUGUAUCUUAUGACGGGGUCACCUAACAUAUUUUCAGAUUAAAUCUAAUUUUAAUCAAACAAUGUAGCCAGGAUCCUUGGUGGGUGAUGAUGUAAGCAUAUACCAGGUUGGCUAGUUAAACCCGACCCAAGGGUCUGAGGGCUAAGGCGGAUGGGGUCACAGAGUGCAUUUUAAGCCUCACUUCAGCUUAUUAGCCACACAAGUCUGGUUCUGAUUAAACUUGGUAGCAAUAAUCAACAAUAUGUGGUAGCAAUAAUCAACAAUAUGUGGUAGCAAUAAUCAACAAUAUGUGGUAUUAUAACCUAAACAAAAAAAUAACGAUAUUCUUUAAGAAUCCAGUAAAGGUUAUAUAGGUUUCAAUGAAAACAUCUUUGUAUUUGACCUAGGGGUGGAUAAAAGGUCAGAUUGGACCAGCUUUUCCAGACCUCAUUCGUAUUUCUGGGGUGGAUCUUCAGAAAGGAUCCGCUUUUAUGACCGCCUAUUACGCUGGUCGAUUUCUUGGAUCGUUACUUGCUGGGGUCAUCUAUUCUAGAAUGAAUAAAUUCCUUUUAUUUGGAAUUGCUUUGGUAAUGUUUGGCGUGGUAGUGGGAUCGAUUCCUUGGUGUGCUCAGUACGAGUUGAUGAUCACUGCGCAUGUCAUACUUGGAAUCUUUGGAGGCAUCCUCGCUGUGGCAAUUUAUUCCGAAUCGGUGCUCAUUUGGGGGCCUACAGGAAGAGGACGUUCUUACCUAAUGCUUCACGGCGCGAUCUCCAUCAUUGCGAGUGUAGUUGCACCCAUAGCAACAGGACCAUUUCUGACGGAUAAUCCCAAUGACAUCUUCAAUGCCUCGUCUGUUCCUUAUACUAACAUUAACAUUUCUAUCCACACCACAAUGCCGUCCAAUAUUACUACUGAGGUUUACUUAAAUGGGACUUCAUUCAGUAAUCCGCCUCAAAACUCAUCUCGACUUUACAUUGCAUAUUCAAUUUCGGCUGGGCUGUGCUUUCUUGUUGCUCUGCCUUUUUUCAGAUUGUUUCGAUUUUCGAAAUCAAACAAAAUGGCGUUUUUAGCAAAAGAGAGAAAUAAAUUCAUAGGAUCUUUUUCUCUGUUUUUUAAACGACUACAGCUGUUGAAUGUCGGUGUCUAUAGUCUGUUUCAUAAUGCAGUAGAUUAUACCUUUACGGGAUACUUGAGUACGUUUUGUGUCAAAUAUCUUCUGUGGACGAAUAUGUCAGGAGCUAUGCUCACUUCUACUGCAUUCUUCACAAGACUUUUGGGAAGUAUAAUUGGUAUAUUCCUUGUCCGUCUUUUUAAAUCCGACACUCUUUUAUUACUAUCUACCACAGCGUACACUUUGGGAUUUGUAGGAUUUACCAUCAGUGCGCAUGUCUUUAGUGACGUAGGCGUCUGGAUUUCUGUAUGCGUCAUUGGAAUUCCCUUCGGUCUUGUCUGGCCGAAUUUCCUAAGUUGGAUAAAUGCUAGUUUGAUUCCAGUUCGAGGUGAAAUAUCAAGUUUUAUUAAUGUCACAUCUUUCUUAGGAGCUCUGCUGGCGCCUAUGUUAUUUGGGUACAUGAUGGAGGAAGUGUCUCUUCUAUGGUUCUGUUACCUGUGUGCUGGGAAGUCUAUUGUUAACAUCAUCAACGCUGUCAUUAUACUAUGCUAUUCCAGAUCAAUGAAAAAACAACUGUAGCUCAGUAUCACUAAUUAACACACAAUGUACCUGUAUUGUAUUGCAAUUUUAUGUCAAAAUACCUUUUCACAAAGGAAUUAAAAGAAUUUUUCAUAAUGAAAUCCCGCGAAAAUUUGUUUCAUUUAACGUGUUAUAGAUUCGCUAUCAACGGAAUAACUUUCAGGUGCUUUCGUUUGACUAUAAAUGUACAUCAGCUACCUAGUGAUAUAAAUUACAAAUAGCCUACAUCCAAAACGCAAAGGGAGAACAUUUGUUUAUAUUAAUAUGUGUUUAGUUUUCUCUGUAGAAGUAUCGGAAAUAAAUUUGAUUUAAACACA
Pecten maximus is the source of this 2943-nucleotide messenger RNA. RefSeq names its product sodium-dependent glucose transporter 1B-like. The record is from RefSeq and is a predicted model, not a curated record. NCBI's taxonomy places the organism in Eukaryota, Metazoa, Mollusca, Bivalvia, Pectinida, Pectinidae. The transcript is spliced from 3 exons. The coding region runs from base 1427 to 2626 and encodes 399 amino acids.